Branchiostoma belcheri (Belcher's lancelet) is the source of this 1770-nucleotide messenger RNA. RefSeq names its product gastrula zinc finger protein XlCGF52.1-like. Gene Ontology annotation, cellular component: nucleus. The record is from RefSeq and is a predicted model, not a curated record. The coding region runs from base 364 to 1140 and encodes 258 amino acids. Gene Ontology annotation, biological process: regulation of gene expression. NCBI's taxonomy places the organism in Eukaryota, Metazoa, Chordata, Leptocardii, Amphioxiformes, Branchiostomatidae. The transcript has 3 exons.
AUAUGCACAGGCUUAGGUGCCCAGACUGUGAUAAGAUUUUCCAAACCAGAAGACAGUAUAUUCGCCAUGGAGAAAAAGCACAUGGAAAAAAGAAAAGGACGCUGACUAAACAAACUGAAAUUGGCACAAAGGAUUUUCAAUGUGCUAAGUGUGACUACAAAGCUGCUAGAGCAUCACAUCUAAAGAGACAUGUACUCUGUAAACAUACCAAGAGGGAAGACCUGAAGUAUGCCUGUACCCUCUGUGAAUACCGCAGCCCCUUUCCAAGUUGGAUCAAGACACACAUGCAGCAGAAACACUGUGAAGAUCCAGACGUGAAAAAGAAGUACAAAAGUACAAUUUACAAGUGUGAGGAGUGUGAAUAUGAAACAAACACCAAAGUUCUGUUUACGAUUACAUCGAGUGUCAAGACACGGACUGGGAGUGGGGCCAGUAAAGUGUAAACACUGUGACUACACAACCAUCAGCAAGAACAGUCUUUCCAGGCACAUGAAAAGUGAUCAUGGUAUUGAGACCAAGCAAUGUUGGUACUGUCACCAUUACUGGGGAACCAAGGAAGCCAUGGAGACCCAUCAUCAGACCUGCAAGUACAAAGGAGAGUUCCCGUGUGAGGAGUGCAGUUUCACCUCAACCUCAAAAUGUAAGCUGAUGACCCAUAUGAGAAAAAUGCACGGGAAAGGGAGGUCCCACGAGCUGUGCCACCAUUGUGGUAAGAUCUGCUACGGACCUAAGGCAUUGGAGCAGCACAUGUUUACCCACCUGCCGCAUAAACCCUUCAGGUGUCCGUACGAGUCCUGCAAGUAUGAAACCCUCUACAAGGGGAACCUGCCUGCACACCUGCUUAUACACACAGGCGAGAAACCCUACAGGUGUGACGUGUGUUCAUCUUCCUUUGCACAGAAGAGCAACUUGAAGACCCACAUGAAGAAACACUACAGAGAUGGGACUUUCAAGCCAAGAACAAAGGGGAGAGCCAUUGGCACAGGGGGUAAGAGGAAGAGAAGAAAGAAGAAGGAAGAAAUGACAUUAGAGAAGGAUUCAGAAGAUGAAGUGAAGACUGCCACAGGCCAUCUGAUUGGAUCAGAAGAAAGCCAUCUGAUUGGAUCACAAGAAAGUCAUCAGAUUGGAUCAGAUGAUUGAUCAGGUGACAGACACACCCUCAUCAGAGAGAAUGGGAGGGAAGGAAAUGAUGGGGAGGGACUCGGGUGGUACCAAAAAUACUGACAUUGGGACGGGAUAAAGUUGAAAUGUCUGAAGAUGAGCAUGAAAAAAUGAUGGACAUAUCUGCAAUAGUUCUGGACAGAGAGUAAGCAGAGAUGGAUACAGGUGCAUGUGCACUCGGUUUACAUGACUAUGGUAAGGAAAAAGAGUAGAAAGACUCCAAACGAAGUGGAGGAGAUAGCAGAAGACAACUGAGGCUGGGAUGAAAGACAGACACAUUAGGACAGACACUUCCAGGGUCUUGUGGUCCUUAACACAAAUCAUGAUAGUUAGUGUCAAGACAGACCUGGAAAGUCAGACAAAUAGUUAUUGAAAGCAUGUAGUAUCUGAGAAAAUUGGAGCCCCUGGUGUUUUGUCUGACACUUACAGUCUGCAGGCCCAAGUAGCAAUGAACACACUUCAGUAUUUUGAGCAUCAUUGACUAGUAAGGCAGCCAUUGUUUAGCCUUAGACAAAAUAUUAUUCUUAUUAUGGGUUCACCACACCACGAAGUGGUGGUGAACCCAUAUUGCUUUUUCUGAUGUUUCUCCUUCUUCUUCUCCUGCCAUUU